AUGAGUAAACUACUGAAGCUCACAUCAGUCGCAGUCUUGACUUCGUCAUUAGCCGGUGCUUCUUACAUGUACGUCAUAGAUAGAAACGGUUAUCAUUAUCACAAUGCGACUUGGAAACGCGUUUCGGAUCAUGUACAGGGUAUUUUGGACCGCAAAGAUGAUCUUGUGGUACAUCAUAGAGGCCAGAACGCCCAGGAUGUAGUGGUCAGACCUUUUGGCGAGACCUUGAAAGACUUGUGGAAUGCACAGAUCAGAAGCAGUGUCGAUUGGAUCUACUCGUGGGGUAAGUGA
Messenger RNA from Lachancea lanzarotensis, 291 nucleotides. It is a transcript of the gene MIC12, whose product is annotated as LALA0S13e01530g1_1. NCBI's taxonomy places the organism in Eukaryota, Fungi, Ascomycota, Saccharomycetes, Saccharomycetales, Saccharomycetaceae. The record is from RefSeq and is a predicted model, not a curated record. The coding region runs from base 1 to 291 and encodes 96 amino acids. Gene Ontology annotation, cellular component: mitochondrial crista junction; MICOS complex. The transcript has a single exon. Gene Ontology annotation, biological process: cristae formation.